Molecule: messenger RNA, 1619 nt
Organism: Penaeus chinensis
Lineage: Eukaryota; Metazoa; Arthropoda; Malacostraca; Decapoda; Penaeidae
Gene: Alg12
Product: probable Dol-P-Man:Man(7)GlcNAc(2)-PP-Dol alpha-1,6-mannosyltransferase
Exons: 9
Coding region: 150-1604 (484 amino acids)
Biological process (GO): protein N-linked glycosylation
Cellular component (GO): endoplasmic reticulum membrane
Molecular function (GO): alpha-1,6-mannosyltransferase activity
Source: RefSeq, a predicted model, not a curated record
CCGGGUAUACCUGCUUAUGCCCGUAUCCCUCGGCUGCAGACGACAGACAUGGUCGGCUGGAGAAGCAAAUGUUGACAAUGUUCUUCACGUAUUUUGCAGUUUGAGCCCAUGUUCGCCUGACACCCUUUGGCACCAGAGUGGGCAUCGAGAUGGACUGGUUGGUGGGCUGUGUGGCAUUGGUCCACCUUGUUGUGGCACCAUACACGAAGGUAGAAGAGAGUUUCAACCUCCAGGCUUGUCAUGAUCUGCUCUAUCAUGGAAUACACCUCAGCCAGUACGACCACUUAGAAUUCCCAGGUGUUGUGCCAAGGACCUUUGUAGGACCACUUGUCGUUUCUGCAAUUGCUUACCCAAUUGUGGCCAUUAUUAAACUACUUGGCCUUUCUAAGUUUCUAGCCCAGUAUGUUGUGCGAGCAGUAUUAGGGCUUCUUGUAAUCUUGGCUUGGCGCCGUUUCCGAAAACAACUACAGGAGAGCUUUGGCCCGUCUGUUACCUUCUGGUUCACCCUCAUCACUGCCUCCCAGUUCCACUUCAUGUAUUACCUAAGUCGCCCACUACCCAAUACCUUUGCUCUCGCUAUAGCCCUCCUCACCUUCUCAUACUGGCUAGAGCAUCGCCAUGGCCCACUCAUUUGGACGUCAGGAGUUGCAGUCUUGAUAUUCCGAUCAGAGUUGUGUCUUCUUUUGGGGCCAAUGCUGCUGCUUGACCUUACGACUCGGAGACUGCUCACAGUUCCAUUCCUGAAAUAUGCAAUACCAGCAGGACUGUUGUGCCUCGUCACCACACUGACUAUAGACUCUUUCUUCUGGAAACGACUCCUAUGGCCUGAAGGAGAAGUCUUCUGGUUUAAUACAUACAAGAACCAGAGUCAUAAUUAUGGAACAUCACCCUUUUUGUGGUAUUGGUACUCAGCACUCCCUAGAGCCCUAGGCUUAAGUAUCCUUCUUGUCCCUUUUGGCAUUGCACUGGAUAAGAGACUGCAGGUUCUGGUAACUCCUGCUUUUAUCUUUGUGGCAGCCUACUCUAUCCUGCCUCAUAAGGAACUACGUUUCAUUAUCUACGUCUUCCCCAUUCUCAAUGUUGCUGCUGCCAGAGCAUGCCAUUUUCUCUGGGAAGGGAGAGACAAGUCUACCAGCCGUCAGCUCUUGGCUGUAGGGACAGCACUGCACCUGGUGGGUAAUGUGGUGUUCACAACCUUUUUGCUUACCAUCUCGGCCAACAACUAUCCAGGAGGUGUGGCUGUACAAAAGUUACAUCAGAUAGUUCCUCAGGAUAUGAAUGUCAGUGUCCACAUUGAUAACUUUUCAGCACAGACUGGAGUAUCAAGAUUCACACAGCUUCAUGAUCACUGGAGAUAUAACAAAACUGAACAUUUGAAAGCUGGAGGGCCAGAAUUAAGAUCAUUCACCCACUUGUUGGUUGAAGGCAAAUCCAAAUAUUCUUACAAUCUCAAACAUUACACAACCUCGCAUCAGAUCCUCACUUCAGUGGAUUCAUUCUCGCACCUGAGCUUCAAUUAUCAACAGUUUCCACCUGUGAAGGUAUUUUACAUGUUCAAGUUCCAAGGUUUUCAAAUAAUUCACUGUCUUUCUAAUUUAGAUUAAAGAUUCAGAUUUUUU